Molecule: messenger RNA, 1945 nt
Organism: Mytilus californianus (California mussel)
Lineage: Eukaryota; Metazoa; Mollusca; Bivalvia; Mytilida; Mytilidae
Exons: 8
Coding region: 30-1367 (445 amino acids)
Source: RefSeq, a predicted model, not a curated record
CUUUAAUAGUAAAGAGGAAAGAACGUAUAAUGUCAGAAAAAUUCAAACGCAAGCUUGCUGCAGUUUGCCUAUUGUGGACAUUGAUUAUACAGAAUGAAGGGACUACAAUUCCUUCUACAGAAUCAUUGGAAAAAGAGAAAGCUGUAUCAUUUUUAAACUCCAAUUCUAAAGAAACGAAGCAGUCCGUACAGGAAAUGUGUGCUGACGACUACUCAUUUUGUGCGAAUAACCAUGGAACAUGUCUGUAUGAAGAUGCUUUUGAGCACAGAUGUACUAAGUGCUCCAUCUUCCAAUCGUGUUAUGCAGAUUACUCAACUGGAACUUUUCAUGGCAACACCAACAAUUGCUACGACUGGGCACCAAGUUUCUGCCACAAUGUUCCAAGUUUUAAGCAGGGGAAAGGAUCGUUUGUGAUUCUUAUGGUCCAGACGUUUAUAAUAUUGCUGCUGAUUAUCACCAUCAUUAUUGUGUGCGUGAAAUGCAGAAAAAUAAAACGUCAGAAAGUAUCAGAUAUCAAGGAAAAUGAUGCACACACAAAGGAUAAUGAUAACAAGUUGUCGAAAGAGAACAAGAGAGGCGAGGGUCAGGUCUACUAUAAUGCUUCAGACGAUCGUACAGAUAUAAAACGCCAACCGGAAGCUUGGAAGGAGACUGUCGUAGUUCCGGAUGAGGAUUAUCCCAUACCUGCUCACAACAUAAAACGAAAUCAAGUGGCUCCUGUUAGAACCCAGACAUAUAACUACGUGGAUGAUAACUUUGAAGAUCAGCAGUCUGUUCCCCCAGUAAGUACUGAAUAUAGACAGACUGGUAAUAGGAGAUAUGUCAAGACUCCGAGGUAUGGUCGGAAUGGCGAACAAAGGACACAUUACCAUGAUUCUGGGAAUGCCAUAGAAGUACAUCAAAAUGUGCAUGCAUCUGACCAACCAAUAAUGGUUCAGGAAACCCACAACACUGUAUCAAAUGUACAACAACAAAACCAAGUUGCCUACCAACAACGACAACCAGUUCAAAACAUUGUUACUAACAAUUACAAUCCGACACAACAAAAUAGUCAACAACAAGCAGCCCCACUACAAAUCGUGCAACAGCCAACAAUGAUUCAGGCACAACCCAAUUUACAGCAAAACAUGCCACAACAAUUCUCGACAACCAAUCAACAAUCAGCAACAAAUUUUCAACAACAACAGAAUGUACCACAACUGCAACAACAACCAACGAUGAUGGCAGUUCAACUACCACAGAUCACAAAUCAAUAUGUACCAUCCGUACAACCUCAGCCUGUUAUUGGAAAUGUUACAACCCAACAACCACAACAGGACUAUAGUUCAGGAUUCAUAGCCAACAACCCUCCUUUACAACCGCAAUGAGGCAUUCAAAAUGGUGUUCAAAACACCGAGUUUCAAUAAAAUAUAGAUUAUUCAAAACCGCCACGUUAAUUUAAUUACAAUAUUUAUCCAUUCUUUUAUUUUUUAAAUGUGGUAACCGAUAGUAUAUAAAUAGUGUAGACAUCCAUUGGCCAAAUUUGAAUAAUCUGUUUCUCUAAUGAAUUAUGAUUAGUGAUUGGAUAUGGCGGGAAAUUAUACGUGACAAAUCAUAAAUGGUUUAAAAUUAAAAUGCAUACAACAUAAGAGAAUUAUAACUUUAAGUUAUCACAUUUCACCCAUUCUGGUAAAAUAUUUGAAUCAACUCAAGUACCGCGUAACCGUCAUAUGUUUCAAAAAAAUCAUAACUGUAUAUUCAUAGACGACGCAACCACGCGGAAAUCACAACAUUUAUUAAUUCAUUUUAUUUUUAAAAACCACGAGUUAAAAUUAAUGGAUAUAAUAUGUAUUUGAUUUUUUUAAAAUGAAUGUCGAUGCUGUUUAUUGUGUAACUAUGCGUUCUGUAUUUACUAAAUCUUCAUAUACAUAGUUGAAAUAAAGAUUCAUUUACUUUUGGUCAUUCA